Messenger RNA from Trichoderma harzianum CBS 226.95, 1116 nucleotides. RefSeq lists its product as hypothetical. The record is from RefSeq and is a predicted model, not a curated record. Gene Ontology annotation, biological process: riboflavin biosynthetic process. The transcript has 2 exons. NCBI's taxonomy places the organism in Eukaryota, Fungi, Ascomycota, Sordariomycetes, Hypocreales, Hypocreaceae. Gene Ontology annotation, molecular function: GTP cyclohydrolase II activity. Bases 1 to 1116 code for a protein of 371 amino acids.
AUGACGUCGGAUGCGAGAUCUUCUGCUGCCGACAGCACUCAGCUGCCCUCCUUUUACUCUCCCCGAACCGCUGCAGUCGACACUCCCCAGAGCCGUGAUGGCCAGCCAAUCGACCCUCUGUCGCUGUCGACCAGCCGCAUCGACUCCCCCAAGACUCAACCGCCCCCGCCGUCUCUCCUCUCACCAGCCUUCACUCCGCCGGCCACCCCGGGAAACCAGACGCCUACAACCGCCGGUCUGAGAGGAAUUCCGGUCGACAGCUCGAUUGCAACCGGAGGAUGUGGUAGCAAGAAGCCGAGAUUGCUAGAAACAUUACCCGAGGUACAAUGCGUUGUCCGGGCCCGCAUCCCAACCGUCAACGGAACCGAAAUGUUCCUCCAUCUAUACACCAACAAUGUCGAUAACAAGGAGCAUUUGGCCAUUGUGUUUGGCAAUCACAUCCGGAGCGAGUCCCUGGACGCUCCCCGCGAGGGCGAGACCGAGCUGGACCGCAUGAUUCGGGGCGCCUACACAGGCCGGCUGUACCCCGGCCGGACAACCAGCGGCAUGGGCGGCCCUUCAUCGGAGACGGAAUCUCAGGAAGAAAAGACGCCCAACACAGAUAUACCUUUGGUGCGAAUACACUCAGAGUGCUAUACCGGAGAGACUGCGUGGUCUGCGCGGUGUGACUGCGGCGAACAGCUUGACGAGGCUGCACGACUCAUGGCGCUGCCGGGUAAUAAGGCGGGCGGCAUCAUCAUCUAUCUGCGACAGGAGGGCCGUGGUAUUGGUCUUGGAGAGAAGCUCAAGGCUUAUAACCUGCAAGAUCUUGGAUCCGAUACCGUCGAGGCGAAUCUGCUGCUGCGACAUCCUGCUGAUGCUCGAAGCUACGGCUUAGCCACCGCCAUGCUCAGGGAUUUGGGACAGAAAGAAGUGCGUUUGUUGACCAAUAACCCGGACAAGAUUCGUGCCGUUGAGGGACCCAACCGAGAGGUUGUUGUAAAGGAGCGAGUGGCCAUGGUGCCGCUAUCAUGGAAGGGCAAGGGCGGCUUCCGAAGCCAGGAAGUGGAGGGCUACUUGAAGACAAAGAUCGAAAAGAUGGGCCACAUGCUAGAUAUGGGAGGUCUCUCCCAGUAG